AUGACAUCUCAAAUGUCCUCCCAUGGCCGCGGCGGCGCCGGAAACAUGGCCAAUGCCAAAUCCUCUCCCAAAGUCUCGCCAGCGGACCUGCAGACGCCGACGCUCAAGAGCUCCGUGGUCACCACCGGUCGCGGCGGUACUGGCAACAUGGCCAAGAACGACGACCCAGCAGAGACGCGCAAGAGACAAGAUGUUAACCCCAUUGCCCGCCGAUACUCCUCGGGAACUCAGCAUGCCGGUCGCGGUGGUGCUGGCAACAUAUUCAAAGAAGACGCAAAGGCUGCCCUUGAGGAGGCCGAGAGCAAGGAGCGUGAACAAGCAAUUGUAGACGAUGAGCUACUCCCACCUAAGCCAAAGAAGGCAUGGAUGCCAUUCUCCAAGAAGCAGUAG
Messenger RNA from [Torrubiella] hemipterigena, 390 nucleotides. NCBI's taxonomy places the organism in Eukaryota, Fungi, Ascomycota, Sordariomycetes, Hypocreales, Clavicipitaceae. The record is from the annotation of a GenBank genome assembly.